UUUUCCGCUUCAAACAUUUAACAAUGGCGAGUACACGGACGCUCGUUUGGACAGACGACGAAGUUGAGCUGCUCCUGCGGGUGACUCUCGACUACAAGAAUACCAAGUCCCAGGAGAAUAUCUACUGGGAAUCCUGCCAGUCGAAAUACUACGACAUCUACCGCGAAUACGUGGAGCAGUAUCCGGCGUGCAGCCAGGAAAACGGCAAAGACUUUCCACACGAAAGCGUUAUAACAAAGGCCCAGGUAACGUCCAAACUAAAAUGCGUCAGAGGAAAAUACAGGCAGGCGGUGGACUCCGGGCGUCGGAGCGGCCACGGCCGCGUCGUGCUCAUCUACUACGAUCUCUGCCAACAAAUAUGGGGCGGGCCGCCGUCGACCAGCUCCCUGGAAGUCGGCCUUGAGACCGCCGAUCUGCGGGUCGGCGUCAGCGACAACACGGCGACCACCUCCCGGAGUUCCACGCCGCUGUCGGAGUUCGGCAACGGCAUCACCUACGCCCCCAUCUGCUCCCCGGAUCCGCCCGAGGUCGUCCGGGAGCGGCGGGACGGGAUCGUGCAGGCGAAGCUCUCCAAUCACAGGAAGGACCGGCUGAAAAGGAGAGGCCACUGGGAGUCGGCAGUGGAUGAAGACCUCCGACUGAAGAGGCGCAUUGUGGACAUUUUGGAGGAGUCUGAGAGGCGUAACAACACGAGACUCGACCAGAUCGCACAAAAUGUUUCCACUAUAACAGAGACUAUCAAGGAGGGCUUCUCCCUUCUCUGCACAAUGAUGCAGACGCAGCACGAUGAUGGGAAACCAAGAGAACCUUUUAAAACAGAGUCCGAAUUUUAAAGCCUGUGAUCAGAAAUGUAAACACAACAUGAAAAUAAAGUUCAUCUCUGCACCCAUAAGGUCAAUGUGAAUAUUUUAGGCAUCAAAACAAAGUGGCACAGUGCUAAUGUCCAAAAUAUUGCAAGUAAAA
Molecule: messenger RNA, 963 nt
Organism: Salarias fasciatus (jewelled blenny)
Lineage: Eukaryota; Metazoa; Chordata; Actinopteri; Blenniiformes; Blenniidae
Exons: 2
Coding region: 24-833 (269 amino acids)
Source: RefSeq, a predicted model, not a curated record